GGCUCUGGCUGCGGGGCGGCACUUUCAGCCGCACUAGAGCACAGCGCAGAGGCCCCAACAGCUGUCCUCAACGCCACCACCGCCUCCUCACUCCAUGGUCAUGAGAGCCGCCUGCCUCUUCCUGCUGUUCAUGCCUGGCCUGCUGGCUCAGGGCCAAUAUGAUCUGGAUCCUCUCCCCCCAUUCCCGGACCAUGUCCAGUACAACCACUAUGGCGACCAGAUUGACAACGCAGACUAUUAUGACUACCAAGAAGUGAGUCCUCGGACCCCUGAAGAGCAGUUCCAGUCCCAGCAGCAAGUUCAACAGGAAGUCAUCCCAGCCCCUACCCCAGAACUGGCAGCUGCAGGGGACCUGGAGACUGAGCCUACAGAGCCUGGCCCUCUUGACUGCCGCGAAGAACAGUACCCAUGCACCCGCCUCUACUCCAUCCACAAGCCUUGCAAACAGUGUCUCAACGAGGUCUGCUUCUACAGCCUCCGCCGAGUGUAUGUGGUCAACAAGGAAAUAUGUGUCCGCACUGUCUGUGCCCACGAGGAACUUCUCCGAGCUGACCUGUGCCGAGACAAGUUCUCCAAGUGUGGCGUGAUGGCCGUCAGUGGCCUGUGCCAAUCUGUGGCUGCCUCCUGUGCCAGGAGCUGUGGGGGCUGCUAGGGUGGAGCUGGUGUGAGAUUCGAGCCCUGGACCCAGCUCGGAUCCACCUCAGGCCCUGCCUGACCUGGUGCUUUCUCCCCAUCCUGCCCUCCCUUUCAUCCCGGACAUCAGUGGGCUGCUACCCUGGGGAGUGUGGUCACAGCUGUCUUGGAUCCCUCCCCAUCCUUAAGUGGGGGCUCCUAACUGUCCAGUCUCCACCCCUUAGUGGGGUUCAUCCAAGGCCUCGUUGUGGGGCCUGGGCUUCUCACUGUGCCUUCUCAGUGCCUGGGGGCAGCCCUCCUCAGUCUCCUCAGGUAGGCUGUGCCCCUUACCCAGCUGGUCUGCUUGGAUUUCCUACGCCCCCAGGCAUGGACCACCUCUGUUUUAUAUAAAAUAAUAAAAAGUUUUUACAAAA
Molecule: messenger RNA, 1046 nt
Organism: Mus caroli (Ryukyu mouse)
Lineage: Eukaryota; Metazoa; Chordata; Mammalia; Rodentia; Muridae
Gene: Mfap2
Product: microfibril associated protein 2
Biological process (GO): embryonic eye morphogenesis
Cellular component (GO): microfibril
Source: RefSeq, a predicted model, not a curated record